UCAUGUCCGGACUUGCGCGGAGGAUGAGCAUCGAACCCAGUGGAGCAAAAGUGGAGCCUUAGUUUUCGUUCUCGAAUACUAUCUUCUAUGUGUAACGUUUUUUUGCAUUACUAACAAUGGAAUUGUCCGAAAUAUUAUACAACAAAGCGGAAUAUAUCGAAACGGCUUCUGGCAACAAGGUGAGCAGGCAGUCGGUGUUGUGCGGAAGUCAGAACAUCGUCCUUAAUGGCAAAACUAUUGUCAUGAAUGACUGCAUCAUCAGGGGAGACCUUGCCAACGUCAGAGUGGGGAGACACUGUGUCAUUAAAAGCCGGAGUGUUAUUCGACCCCCUUUCAAGAAGUUUAGCAAAGGAGUGGCGUUCUUUCCACUGCACAUCGGAGACCAUGUCUUCAUAGAGGAGGAUUGCGUGGUCAACGCUGCGCAGAUCGGCUCCUAUGUCCACAUUGGCAAAAAUUGUGUUAUAGGCCGGCGUUGUGUCCUAAAAGACUGUUGUAAGAUCCUAGACAACACUGUACUUCCUCCAGAGACAGUAGUCCCACCUUUCACAGUCUUUUCAGGAUGUCCAGGUCUGUUCUCAGGAGAACUCCCAGAAUGCACACAGGACCUGAUGAUGGAUGUAACCAAGAGCUACUACCAGAAAUUCCUCCCUCUCAGCCAGAUCUGAGUUUCACUGUAAAUCAGGAUCUUUCAUGCAUUCAGCCAGAAGCUGUGGAGGAACCGAUUCUAUGAGGUCAACAUCUACCCUCGAGUCUCAUUGGCAAACAAAAACCAUUUAGUUUGAGACUUUUAUGAGAAAAUAGAACCUAAUGGAUCCUAAUGCAAGAAUCCUUAAAUUCAAAAAGUUGAACCUGUCAAUAAUCAAUCAUGGAUUUUGCUCUCCGUGUGUCCUGACAAAACUCCAGUCUUUGCUGAAGUUACAGACGAGGAGUAGAAAUGAAGGUAUUUAAUGCUUAAGCACAAAAAUUAUUGGCCCCAUUCUCUACAGAAAAAACGUUCUGUAAGUGUUUAAAACUAAGAUUGUGUUUCUGUUGUAUUUGACAGUUUGUGGACAACUUGUCACACAACAGAGCAGUAUGAGUUUAUCAGAGCUGCAGUCAAGUGCUUGGAAAAUAAGUGGAUAUUUGUUAAAUAAGCAUAAAAAAAGAGCACUUCAAAUAGUAUAAUAAAACACCACAAAAUGCAAAACUGUUUUCUUUAUAGAUUUUAAUGAGGCAAAAGGGGGGUGUUUCAAUCGCAGUUGGAAUACCUGAACGAUAAAUUUCACAGUAGUAUAUUAUCACACUACCAGCUGUAAGUUUCCUUUUUAGUCACUGGGUCUUUUUGGCCUAGAACACCUGAAUGAUGCGGAAGAUGCUGCAUCGUCCACUGGAGUUUAAAAAAAAUAAAAGCUUCCCCCGAUUUGCCUUCA
This is a messenger RNA of Oryzias latipes (Japanese medaka), 1409 nucleotides long. It is a transcript of the gene dctn5, whose product is annotated as dynactin 5. Gene Ontology annotation, cellular component: dynactin complex. The record is from RefSeq and is a predicted model, not a curated record. Lineage: Eukaryota; Metazoa; Chordata; Actinopteri; Beloniformes; Adrianichthyidae.